UUAAAAGGACGAAGACAAAAAAAAACCCAUCAUGGUCGUCGCCAAUCGUCAUCUCCCAUUUCCUCAUCCUCCACCUAUCGCAAGGCCAUACAUAUCACCAACAGUGAAGACUUUUGUCUCUCUUCCUCACUCUACAGAAGCAGUGAUACCAACCAUGACCUCCUCAUCAAGAAAGCUUCAGGUUAUGACACCUGUCCCCUCCGACAUCGACAUUGCCAACUCCGUCGAGCCUCUACACAUCUCCGAGAUUGCCAAAGAUCUCAAUCUCAGCCCUCUCCACUACGAUCUGUACGGCAAAUACAAAGCAAAGGUUUUGCUGUCUGCAUUUGAUGAGCUUCAAGACCGAGAAGACGGCUACUACGUUGUUGUCGGAGGGAUCACUCCAACUCCUCUUGGAGAAGGCAAGUCCACUACAACCGUAGGUCUCUGCCAAGCCUUGGGAGCUUACCUGAACAAGAAGGUUGUUACUUGUCUUCGCCAACCGUCUCAAGGACCGACCUUUGGGAUCAAAGGAGGCGCAGCUGGUGGUGGGUAUAGUCAGGUGAUUCCCAUGGAUGAGUUUAACCUCCAUCUCACUGGAGACAUCCACGCCAUCACUGCCUCCAACAACCUCUUAGCUGCUGCUAUCGACGCUCGGAUGUUCCACGAGGCUUCUCAGUCAGACAAGGCUCUCUUCAACAGGCUGUGUCCUGUUAAUAAAGAAGGGAAGCGUAGUUUUACUGACGUUAUGUUUAGGCGUUUGAGGAAGCUUGGCAUCUCCAAGACUAGUCCUGAUGAGCUUACUCCUGAGGAGGUUAAGAGGUUCGCUAGGCUUGAUAUUGAUCCUGAGUCUAUUACUUGGAGGAGGGUGAUGGAUGUUAAUGACCGGUUCUUGAGGAAGAUGACUGUUGGUCAGGGGUCUGAGGAGAAAGGGAUGAUUAGGGAAACAGGGUUUGAUAUCUCUGUUGCUAGUGAGAUCAUGGCUGUUUUGGCUUUGACAACUUCUCUUGAUGAUAUGAGAGAGAGGCUUGGUACGAUGGUGAUUGGUAACAGCAGGGCCGGGGAGCCCAUCACGGCAGAUGAUCUCGGCGUUGGAGGAGCCUUGACUGUUCUGAUGAAAGACGCUAUUCACCCUACGCUCAUGCAGACACUUGAAGGAACGCCUGUCCUAGUUCACGCUGGUCCUUUUGCUAACAUAGCUCAUGGGAACUCGUCUAUCGUUGCGGAUAAAAUCGCUUUGAAGCUGGUGGGACCUGGCGGGUUCGUGGUGACGGAAGCUGGUUUUGGUUCUGACAUUGGUACGGAGAAGUUUAUGAAUAUCAAGUGCCGUUACAGCGGGCUAAGGCCUCAGUGUGCGGUUGUCGUGGCGACUGUUAGGGCCUUGAAAAUGCAUGGUGGUGGGCCUGGUGUUGUCGCCGGGAGGCCUCUUGAUCACGCCUAUGUAAGCGAGAAUGUUUCCUUGGUGGAGGCUGGUUGUGUGAAUCUAGCGAAGCAUAUAUCAAACAUAAAGGCGUAUGGUGUGAAUGUGGUUGUGGCUGUGAAUGUGUUCUCAACGGAUACCGAAGCAGAACUAAAUGCAGUAAGGAAGUUUUCGAUGGAUGCUGGAGCUUUUGAUGCUGUCAUUUGUUCCCACCAUGCUCAUGGUGGCAAAGGAGCGGUGGAUCUUGGCAUUGCGGUUGAAAGAGCUUGUCAAAACAUUACACAACCACUUAAGUUUCUCUACCCACUUGACAUUAGUAUCAAAGAGAAGAUUGAGGCCAUUGCCAAGUCCUACGGAGCCAGUGGUGUUGAAUACUCAGACCAGGCUGAGAAACAGAUUGAGAUGUACACUCAGCAAGGUUUCUCCAACCUUCCUAUAUGCAUGUCGAAAACACAGUACUCGUUCUCACAUGAUGCAUCAAAGAAAGGAGCACCUUCGGGUUUUGUGUUGCCGGUAAGAGAUGUAAGAGGGAGUAUUGGAGCUGGGUUCAUAUAUCCCUUGGUUGGUACAAUGAGUACCAUGCCUGGACUUCCGACAAGACCUUGCUUCUAUGAAAUUGACAUUGACACUGUCACUGGAAAAGUUGUUGGCCUUUCUUAAUUUAGUGAUUCUUUCAAGCUUAAAAGAAGCUUCACUCACUCGCAUUAUUUGUUCCUUCAUUCAACAAUAAAAAAUGAUGAUUGUUUUGUACUUUGAACUUCGGUUGUUUUUAGUUUGAAAUGAAUAAGAAGAAUGUGUGUAUCA
This is a messenger RNA of Brassica oleracea var. oleracea, 2203 nucleotides long. RefSeq names its product formate--tetrahydrofolate ligase-like. Bases 32 to 2059 code for a protein of 675 amino acids. Gene Ontology annotation, molecular function: ATP binding; formate-tetrahydrofolate ligase activity. Lineage: Eukaryota; Viridiplantae; Streptophyta; Magnoliopsida; Brassicales; Brassicaceae. The record is from RefSeq and is a predicted model, not a curated record. The transcript has 3 exons.